AUGGAUAAUUUAGCCCUUUAUAAUGAAUAUGAUUCCCCGAGAGUCAUUAUUAGUUGUUAUCCGAUGGGAGAAAAAGUCCAUCUUGCUCGUUCAAGUUCUGCACCUUCAUAUUAUGUUGUAGAAUCUGAUUACUUCAAAGUUCGUACCAUUGACGUGUGCAGAGAACUUGACUACUUUUAUGAUUGGUUACACCCGAUGCGCCAAAAUUCAUUGAGCGAGAAUACGGUUGAGAUACCCCCUACAAUAGUUGAGAAUACAACUGGUGUGAAUGAAAAGGGUGGAAGUAUUCAAGAAGAUGCUGAUACUAACGCUAAAGAAGUUAAUUCUGGAGAUGAAAAUGAAAGAAUCCAGAAAAGUGCCGACAAGAACGAAGAGAAUUUGGAAGUUUAUAAAGAUGCUGAAGCGUAUGAGAGUGAAGCAGAUACCAUUGUUGGUAGUGAUGUUGAAGAUCAAUUAUGUGAGUAUGGAUAUACACAAUUGGCUCAAAUUGUUGCUGAACAAACGGAUAGCCCGGUGGACUUAAGACCAAGUCCAAAGUUAUCUGAAUUACUUUAUAUUGCGAAAGAACAAGAUGAGGGUGAUGAAAUGAGACCAUGCGAAAUGCCUGAGGAAGACCCUGACUCAGGCGACAGUAGUCAGGGAGACGAUGGUGUUUAUCAUUCAAAGUAUUUAACACAUGUUGAUCCGGAGACUAGAAAUGGAAAAUAUGCCGCUACCGGAUCUGCUGAUGCUUCACUUAAAGUUCUUGAUACAAGUAAAAUGAAUAGUCGCUCAGACGAAGACAGACCAGUUAUAAGAACUUUAUAUGACCAUCUUGCAGGUGUAAAUGAUUUGUCAUUCCAUCCAAAUGGCCUUGUCCUUGCAUCUUGCUCUGAUGAUCAAAGCAUUAAGCUCUUUGAUUUAUCAAAACCUGGUGUUAAACGAUCUUUUCGAUAUUUACAGUCUAUAAGGGCUUAUGAUGUCAAAAAUUUUCAGUGUUUUACAGCAUCCACUUCACCAGGUGACCUUCAUAGAGGCGGUAUUACAAAGGUUCGAUUUUCCGCAAACGGUUCUCAAUUUGUUACAUCAUCACUUGAUGGUAGCAUAAAAAUAUGGGAUACUGUAACUGGUCGUUGUGUUACUACAAUCGAAAAUGCGCAUGAUGGGGCUUCAGUAUCAAGCGUAAAGUUCUCAAAAACUGGCAAAUUUAUUCUUUCCGGUGGAAGGGAUUCUGUAGCACGAUUAUGGGAGGCUAUUAGUGGAAGAUGUAUCUUGCAAUACGAAGGUGCUACUCAUAAAAAUAAUACAUUGGAAACAACUUUCACUUAUAACGAGGACUAUGUUCUCAGUAGUGAUGAAGUAAACCCCACUGUCGUAUGCUGGGAUUCACGUACCGGUUUAUUGCUAAAGCGUUGGGGAGGUGCGUUUUUCAGCAUAUUGUAUAUCUUUGAUUUCAUUUAA
This is a messenger RNA of Racocetra fulgida, 1440 nucleotides long. NCBI's taxonomy places the organism in Eukaryota, Fungi, Glomeromycota, Glomeromycetes, Diversisporales, Gigasporaceae. The record is from the annotation of a GenBank genome assembly.